Molecule: messenger RNA, 1513 nt
Organism: Mangifera indica (mango)
Lineage: Eukaryota; Viridiplantae; Streptophyta; Magnoliopsida; Sapindales; Anacardiaceae
Product: CBL-interacting serine/threonine-protein kinase 4-like
Exons: 1
Coding region: 50-1384 (444 amino acids)
Biological process (GO): protein phosphorylation; signal transduction
Molecular function (GO): protein kinase activity; ATP binding
Source: RefSeq, a predicted model, not a curated record
UCUGUAACUCCCCGUCUUUGAGUCGUCUCGUACUUCACUCGCGCGACUCAUGGGACUUGGGGCUCAAUCCAUCUGGCCUCUAGAAUCACCGCCUAAAACCACCACCACCACCACCACCACACCAACUAUCCUCAACAGAUACCAACUGGGUCGCCUUCUGGGCCGCGGCAGUUUCGCCAAGGUCCACCAGGCCCGUUCCAUCGUCGACGACAGUGUCGUGGCCAUUAAAAUCAUUAGCAAGAAUGCGAAUCUUGAUCCCAACAUGGAGGCUAGAAUCGUCCGGGAAGUCGCCGCCAUGCGCUGUCUUCAGCAGCACCCGAAUGUUCUCAAAAUCCAUGAAGUCAUGGCUACCAAGACUAAGAUUUACCUCGUCAUGGAGUACGCCUCCGGUGGUGAACUUUUCAACAAGGUUUUGCGCUGUGGUCGGCUUACUGAAUCCGCCGCCCGCCGCUACUUUCAGCAGCUUGUGUCGGCUCUCCAUUUCUGCCACCAAAACGGAAUUUCUCACCGUGAUGUGAAGCCGCAGAAUCUCCUCCUUGAUCAGAACGGAAACUUGAAAGUUUCCGACUUUGGUUUGUCGGCUUUACCGGAGCAGCUGAAAAACGGACUGCUGCAUACGGCUUGUGGUACCCCGGCUUACGCCGCACCCGAGGUUAUGUCUCGGCGUGGCUAUGACGGUGCCAAAGCCGAUGCAUGGUCCUGUGGAGUUAUAUUAUAUGUAUUGCUUGCCGGCUAUCUGCCGUUUGAUUAUAGUAAUUUGUUAACUAUGUAUAAGAAGAUCCACAGAAAAGAUUAUCAAUUUCCAUCUUGGAUCUCGAGACAAGCUAGAUCGGUUAUAUAUCAGCUUCUUGAUCCGAAUCCCAAAUCAAGAAUGAGUCUUGAGGCGUUAAUGAAUCUUUCUUGGUUCAAGAAAUCGAUGCAGCUGAGGGGUGAACAAGAAAGAAGUUUGUUUGAGUCAGUGUUGGAUAAUAAAGAUAGUAAAAGUGACAUUUUGUCAAUGAAUGCGUUUGACAUAAUAUCCUUGUCAUCUGGGUUGGAUUUGUCCGGGCUUUUUGAGGUGAAGAAAAGGAAGGAGAAGAGGUUUACGACGGUGGAGAAGGCGGAGAGAGUGGUGGAGAAAGUUAAGGAGGUUGGUGAGAAGUUGGGUUACAGAGUUGCGAGAGGAAAGAGUGGUGGCGUUAUUGGGUUGGGGAAACUUGGGUGGGUGGUUUUGGUGGCUCAAGUGUUGGAAAUUGCACCAGAAAUGUUGCUGGUGGAAAUGAAGGUGGCUGAUCAUGGCUGUGGUGCGGCGGACUUUGAGGAGGCUCAUUGGAGCGAUUUGCAAGUGGGACUUGAGGAUAUUGUUCUUUCCUGGCAUAACAACAAUGAUGUGAUAUUUAUGUGAAGAAAUUAUGAUCUUUGUUCAUGGAUGUAGAUUAUCUUCUUUUAAGGAUUCUGUUUUUGUUUAUUGUAAAUCAUGAAAUUAUGGAUUAGUAGUUUAGUUCAAUAAAAGCUGCAGUUUGUUUCUUCAUCA